AUGUGCAUAUUAUUAUUUUUAAUCCUUUUUACAGAAUGGGUAUCGACUAACAUUCGGCCAGAAACUUUUAAUCUCCAAUCAACUCUUAAUAGUGGUCAGGCCUUCAGAUGGGUCGAGAUUUCCGAGACUCAGGAAUUUGUCGGUAUCAUAGAAGGACGUGUGUGGCGCCUUCAGCAACUUACUCCGGAUGUUUCCGUAUCCUUUCAUGGUAAAUGUGCCACGCUUCAGGAGCUAGAGGACUUUCGCUCCCAUGGGCAACUUCCUCCUCCACUUGUUUCCUAUUUUCGUCUUGAUUCCCACUUUGACGAUCUUUUCAAUUCUUGGAUAAACCAGGAUUUACUUCUCCGCGAGUUUUUUCACUCUUCUCUUUCUUCUGAAGAUAGAAACCGAUUUAAGGGUCUUCGUCUCCUUAAUCAAGAUCCUAGGGAGACCAUAUUCGCGUUCAUUACGUCGGCAAAUAAUAAUGUUUCUCGUAUCAGUAAACUCCUUAAAGCAUUAAGUGCACGCUAUGGUAAGGAGCUUUGGUCAAGUGGGAAAGUCUCUAUUUAUUCCUUCCCUUCGCUUGAGUCUCUUUCUCGUACAUGCAUCGAACCAGAACUUCGUGAUAUUGGAUUUGGUUAUCGGUCAAAAUUCAUUCCUGGGGUGGCGAGCAAGCUGAUGACUGCAGGUGGUGAUGAAUUCCUCGAAAAUCUUCGAAACUCUUCCUAUGAAGAGUGUAAAAACUUUCUUCUUCAGCUUCCAGGUGUCGGAAAUAAGGUUGCUGAUUGUAUCUGUCUCUCGUCUCUAAAUAAAGUGGAGGUUGUCCCCGUGGACAUACAUAUUCUUCGAGCAGCGGCGUUGCGAGGAAUCCACCCACCCACCCCCUCUUCCACCUUAACUGACAAGACUUAUCGACAUAUUUCCCAACGUCUGUCCCAGCUCUGGCAACCCUAUGCUGGCUGGGCACAGGUUAUUGUCUUCUCCAUUCACCUGCAUCGCCAGUCUACGGGGGCUAAACUGCUUAAGUUGAAUUCCCGCAAAAGAACCAAGGACGACAGUGAAGGUGGAAAAAACCAAAGGAGAAAUGUGUCCAGUGAAUUAUCGUCUAUCAGUCUCUCUGUCGACAAUUCAAAUGUACCCGUUUCUCGGCAAAAACGGAAUAGAUUUAAGUGA
This is a messenger RNA of Rodentolepis nana, 1152 nucleotides long. The record is from the annotation of a GenBank genome assembly. NCBI's taxonomy places the organism in Eukaryota, Metazoa, Platyhelminthes, Cestoda, Cyclophyllidea, Hymenolepididae.